UAAGACCGCUGCCACUUUUCACGAGCCCUACUAAAAUCUGGGUUAAAACAGAGAAUCAGCCUGCAGGUCUGUAGAGCGAGACCAGCGCCCUGAGAGAGCAGAAGCCCAUCAGCCUGGAGGUUCCCGCACCUUCACUGUGCCACCUGUCAGACCACAUAAGGUUCCUGUGACUCAGUGGAAACCACACGAGGCGGCUGAGAAACGACACCCGUUGGAUGGAACGUUUAACCCGCAGGUGUCAUUUUUCAAUUUGCUUCAUCUUGACCCACCACAGGAAGUACGAGACCCCCUGCUUGCAAGGAGAGACAAAGUCCGCUGAUGCACAGCGAUGUACUGUCGUUGGGCUCUGGUUCUCUGGAUGCUGAUGUUGUGGUGUCAAGACCAUCUGUCCGAGAGCUACACUGUAACCUACAGGCCUAGGAAUGAAUCAGAGCUAUCUACUGUCCUUGCCCACACUUCAGCUUCAGAAGAAAUCAGCAUCAGCAGAAAUCCGGUUUCAGGCAAUUUGUCAGAGAUUCCCAACAGUGCAAGUGCAGCAUCAAAAGAUGCUCCUGUCAGAGUAGACCCAAACUUGGAGCAAACUGGCACCAGUGAUGACUCAGCAUCCCCCAGUACCCUGCCUUAUGGGGGAGUCCAGAGCACUUCCAUGGAACUGGUGACACUCACUGUAACUGCUAGCACGCAGCUGGGGUCUCAGUUUACCACUCCUCCAACAUCUCAAGAAGAAACAAAGCACAUCACCGUGACAAUGGACCAGAACACCACACAGGCCGAGACAUUCAGCUCUUUGCCCGAGGUCAAGCAAAGUGUAACAUCGCCAGUCAUCCCAAGUGCAGCGCCGCAAGAUGACCUCACCACUUAUCGACAGACCACACACGUGUACAAGAGAUAUUCCACAUCUCCCAGCAUCACCAUGGAGGACAAUCACUUGGGUCACUCCACACAAAUCAUAGAGAAGACAACCUGGGUCCCCUCAGCCAAAACAGAGAGAAAAGGCUCAGCCCAGGUGACCUCCACCUUGCCUAGCCAGACCAAUAGAGUCCCACUCUUGAUCAGCUUCAUGACUGAGAAACAUACAAGAGGCUUGACUGUCUCUAAAUUGGAAAACACAACACCAGCCCUGCUCCUCAACACCCAGGUGACCACUCAGCCUUCUUCUCCCUCUUGGCCCUGGACACUGGGCUACCGUUCUCCAACCAGCCCACAGAGCCAAGGAUCCACGAGCCUCCCUGCUCCUAGUCCUAAACGUACACUUAGCAGUAGUGCUGCCUCUUCCCCAGGUUCAACCAGAAAAGUCUCUCUGACCUGGACAACUCCAUUCCCCACCACAGAAACAUGGAACACCUACCAUCCAACUAACAUCAGCCAAACUAUCCAAACCACUAUUAUCACCAUUUCGGACAAGACGCUCCCAACAUCAAGAGCAGCCACACUGAGGAAGAUCUCCCCAGGGGUGCUGAGAUCAACGGUCAAAAUAACACCGCAACAAAGAGACAUAACAAACAUUGAGGAAAACAUCCACGGGAAGAGAUGGAACAAAGUGGUGGUCCCGAUCUCCUGCACAGCCGUGUUCCUGGCAAUACUUGUUCUCAUUGGGUGGUUCUUUUCAAGAAAACGACACUUCAGGCAGAGGAGGCUGCGCAACUCCACAUGGGCCGGAUUUUCUCCGUUCCUGAACAGCACCAGGAAGUCUGCUGGGUCCCCACGCAAACACUUCCAGUGGCAGCAGUCCCGACAGGUAACCCUGGCCUCCAUCCUCUUGAGGCCCGUCCCCUGGGACACGAGGAGUGAGAACAUCCUGGUGGUCGAGGCUCCUAUGGUGGGAACCACAUUUGGAAAGCAUCAGGAUCUGAAUGACGCCAGUGGCACUCAGGAUCUCCAUGUGACAAAGGGUCUAUCAGGGGACAGCCCUGCACCAGAAACACCCACCACAACAUCCACAACACCAUCCAUGGCCACACCCCCAACACCACCUAGGUCACCACAUACACUACCAACAACAAUGCCCCCCAUGGCACCACCCAUAGAACAGGCUGUGGCCACACCCAUGCCUAUGGCACCACCCAUGGCACGAUCUACAGACCACCUAGUGUGACUGACUGCCAAUGUUCUCCCCAGACCCUUCCUCCAUGACCCAAAGCAGACAGCCACAGGGACAGGAAAGGCAGGCACUGAGCCACAAAGGCUCUCUGCUCCGACCCAAACGUAACCUGUGGGUGUUGGCAGACAUGCUUCCCCAACACCAGGUGACCAUCACCUAGGUGACCUUCAACAUGCGCAGCGCCAUCCAAAUCACCCCCAACUCAGGAAAACCAAUGAUAUCAAAUCAUUUGAAUACAGUACAAAGUUACCAGCGCUAACAAAUAAUGUGCUGCUUACAAUACCACACCUCUUCCUGCUACAGUGCUUCCUCAGCUUAUAAACGCAUUCGAGAUUGGAAGCCUAUUCUUAACUCACUUGUUUGUAAAUACAAAGUCACCUUUACCACUUAUCAAUAAAUAAAAGCUUAGUAAUACAGACCU
Molecule: messenger RNA, 2522 nt
Organism: Scleropages formosus (Asian bonytongue)
Lineage: Eukaryota; Metazoa; Chordata; Actinopteri; Osteoglossiformes; Osteoglossidae
Product: integrator complex subunit 6 homolog
Exons: 4
Coding region: 329-2095 (588 amino acids)
Source: RefSeq, a predicted model, not a curated record